GAACACCAGAGGUGGGCAGCAGCCGAUGCAAAAUAAAUCGAAGCAGGCUGUGGUGUUGUGAGGUGCGCAGUGAGGUUUGCUUCGCAUUUUCUGCGAUAUCACCGCUCUCCGUGAGUGUCCGGUGUUCAGGCGUUGCGUUUUGUGUCUACGGGCAUCGAAACAUCUAACGAGCUGUCGGGAAAGUGCUUAUGGAGGUUGAGGUGAUAUCGCAGAUGUGCAGCGAGACCCAUCGUCCUAGUUGAGCGGAUGAUUCUGAUCCGGCUUUUAUGGAUGUGAUGUUCGUCUCGUGCAAGCCAGACGAGACGGCGAGAGUGGCACACAAAUAGACGGAUGUGUUGCAGGUGGUGGCGGGCGGAUAGGCUGAGCCAGGGAGCGGGCCAGGGCCAGGGGCAGGUGCAGGCGCAGGUGCAGGGCCAGGGGCAGGUGCAGGCGCAGGGCCAGCCGGGCCAGGCGGCACCCGCACCCGAGCAGCGGCCGCGGCGCGCAGCCGGCCUGCAUGGCAGGGCCGGCCCCACCACCAUGGUCAAGACGUUCCAGGCCUACCUGCCCAACUGCCACCGCACCUACUCGUGCAUCCACUGCCGCGCCCACCUCGCCAACCACGACGAGCUCAUCUCCAAGUCCUUCCAGGGCAGCCAAGGAAGGGCUUACCUCUUCAAUUCUGUGGUGAACGUGGGAUGCGGCCCUGCAGAAGAGAGAGUCCUGCUCACAGGACUUCAUGCUGUUGCCGAUAUAUACUGCGAGUGCUGCAAAACAACACUGGGGUGGAAAUACGAACAUGCUUUUGAAUCAAGCCAGAAGUAUAAGGAAGGCAAAUACAUCAUCGAGUUGGCUCACAUGAUAAAAGAAAAUGGUUGGGAUUGAACAACAGUUUAGCCCAAUGUUGCCUCAUGGGAGGCUCCCAGAUUGUCCCACACUGCAUGCAUGCUUGGAUGAUCUUCUGUAUUGUGAGAAUUUAAUUUGUGUUGAAAACCAGAAGAAUAGAACCAGUGAAGGAAAUGAACCAUGACAUUGUGUGGUAACACACAAGACUCCACACAUGUGUGCCUGCACCCAGUGGUGUUAGCAAAGAGAGUGUACUGAAAGGAACAGAAGCGCUCUUCUUGGUCUUAAUGAAGAAGAAAGUAAAAGUAAAUAUACGUUACAAGAAUGUGCAUUCGACAUCGACAGAGACAAUUAUAAGAUAUGUGUUACUUGAUGAACAGGCUCUAGAGAUAAGUUACAGAUUUCUAUGCUUAGUUUGCACUGUUCAUUGUUUUUAUAUCUAUAAAAGAAAGCAUUAAAUGUGGGAGUUGGUAUUAGACCUAUGGACGCAAAGUGAAGUCCACGUUGUUUUAUCUAUUGGGUACCUGGCGGCAGAAGGAAGCGGAGUCUCAUGCAUCUGCAGAGAUCUGAAAAGUUAUAUUAUGUACUUACUGUGUGCCAGGUGAGGCAAUGGCCACUGACUGCACGCUCGGCUGUAGUGCUGAGGCAGAAACUGCUUUUCAGUUUGUGUGAAUUAAGUCUGACAAUUUGCUUACUGAUAAUGUUUUCUCCAGAUACGCAGUUGUGGACUUUACCAUUGCAAGUUUAGCUUGAUGUGAUAAGUGGUGGCAGUCUUAUCUUUUAUUUGCAUCAGAGUGAUCUUGAUUAAUUUAUACAGUUAUUGGAGAGUUUGGUUGAUGAAUGCUGUGAGCUUUUUUUGACACUUUAGACUUAAGUGUACUUAAGGAAGAAAAUUCAGUUUAAAAAGCUUAUAAUAAUUUGAAUAAUCAUGUCUCACUUUGCUGCAGAAAAGAGAAAUUGCCAUCACAACUCUUUUUGGUAACCCAGUCUAGUCUUUCAGUCUGUGCAUUCAUUAUUAUUUCCCUUGUAUUAGAUAGUAUUUGUACGAAUUUUUGUUUUUCUUUAUGUCCUCUUUUUUUUUUUCAGUCCUCACAUGUUUAAUUUGGAGGUAGUUCAGGGGUAGAUAUCAUCUUUCCAGAAUACAGUGAAAACACUUACACUUUGAACUUCAUCAUUCGAAUAUUUUCUUUCUACCAAUUUCAUGUUGACAUUGUCAGAUGAAUGGAACAUUUUGUUUCUUUGAAUUUUUUUCUAAAACGUAAAGGAGCAGAAAAAAUGUGUAAUAUAUCCAUCCAUGGAAUUUUGGUGAUGUCAGUACCAAUUAUUUUCUUUUUGUCCUAACAGUGCAAGUGAUAUAUGUGGAACAGUUUUUCAGUGUCUUUGAUACUGUAACAUGUGAUAAUCAUUUUAUCUGUGAAUUAUUUGCUCCAUGUGUGUACCAAUGUGUAGACUGCAUAAACAAAGGCAGAAAUAAAUGUGAUUGAAUUUGAUAUUAAUGACCACAUAAUGUAUGUUUUUUCCUUGAUAAUUUUUUAUACAUUCAGUUCAUAGUAUUUUCAGUUUGAAUAGUUUUAUAACAAAACAUGCCAUAUUUUUAUGUAUUAGUGGUAAGUUAAUUUUAUAAUCAAUAUGCUAAAUCUGCAAAAAAUAGUAGUGCUAUCCACUUUCAUUAGGAAGCAAAUUAGCAUGUGCAUCAUUGGAGUUUUUAAAUUUGAUAUGUCUAGAAACUAAGAUACCUGUGUGUAAAUGUGAGAACUGUCUUAGGUGAUAUUUUUAGUUUUAUAUACUGGUACUUGUAUUCCUAAUUUCUUUUUUCUUUCGGAAUUUGCACAAGAUGAUAUAGGGCUGAACUACAUGCAUACAUAUUCUACAUUUUCUUACAAUACAAAAUUGUGUCACUAAACAUUAUUUUCUGAUUUACUUAUAAUGCUGGAUAAAGAGUAGGAUUGUGUGUGAUCGAAAUGACUUUCUGUUAGUAUAUUUGUAUUUUCACAAUUACAUUUUCCUAGGAUUCCCUUAUAUAGUAUAAAUGUGAGAAUAUUAUUCAGAAAUAUCUGUACACAAAUGUUAUAUUUUGUAUGUAUCAAAUGCUAUGUUCUAGAUUCUAACUCUUUAAAACUGGUAAUCUAACCAGAAAACUAAAUGAAAUAAAUUAAAGAGCAAUCUCAGUUACAAAAUC
This is a messenger RNA of Schistocerca nitens (vagrant locust), 3004 nucleotides long. It is a transcript of the gene Ypel, whose product is annotated as protein yippee-like 2. The record is from RefSeq and is a predicted model, not a curated record. Lineage: Eukaryota; Metazoa; Arthropoda; Insecta; Orthoptera; Acrididae. Bases 331 to 864 code for a protein of 177 amino acids. The transcript has 7 exons.